Linum tenue is the source of this 959-nucleotide messenger RNA. NCBI's taxonomy places the organism in Eukaryota, Viridiplantae, Streptophyta, Magnoliopsida, Malpighiales, Linaceae. The record is from the annotation of a GenBank genome assembly.
CAAUAACAAUGGGUUCCGAAUCUUUUCCCAAGCUGCCCUUCUUAGAUUUCUCCAAGCUGGAACUGAGCAGCGUGGGAAGUCCAGAGUGGGAAUCCUUGAAAUCUCAAGUUCGCGAGGCGUUGGAGGAGUACGGCUGCUUCGAGGCGUCUUACGAUAAGAUACCUUCCGACCUUCGCAACGCCUUCUUCGGAUCCAUGGAAGAGAUUUUCGAGCUUCCUUUGGAGACCAAGAUGCGGAAUGUGUCCGACAUACCGUACCAUGGUUACAUAGGAAAUCAUCCUAGUGUUCGGCUGUACGAGAGCUUGGGGAUAGAUGAUGUCGCGGUGACUGAAAAGGUUGAAGCUUUUGCCAACUUGAUGUGGCCUGAAGGAAACCCAGAUUUCAGCAAACAAACCCACUCCUUGGUGGAGCAACUUUCAACAUUGGACAUGACAGUGAGAAAAAUGAUCGCUGAAAGUUUUGGGCUUCAAAAAUAUGUGGACGAACACAUCAACUCCACAGGUUACCUGCUGCGGAUCAUGAAGUACAAUAGUCCUAACACCACUGAUACUGAAGUUGGAGUUAAUUCACACACAGAUAAGAAUUCACUGACCAUAUUGCAUCAAAAUCAAGUUGAGGGGCUGGAAGUGCAGACCAAAGAUGGCAGCUGGAUCAAAUUCCAACCCUCUACUCCAAACUCUUUCAUCGUUAUAAUUGCUGACUGUCUUAGUGCUUGGUUGAAUGGUCGACUUCAUUCAACGUAUCAUCGAGUUAUGAUGUCGGGAAAUGAGGCGAGAUAUUCUUUGGGUCUAUUCUCAUUCCCAAAAGCUGAUUACCUUAUAAAAGUCCCAGAAGAAUUGGUUGAUGAACAACAUCCCUUGCUGUUCAAGCCCUUCUAUCAUAAGGAACUUCUUUCAUUUUUCUACACUGAAGUUGGCCAAGCAGCCCCUUCUGCUUUGCACGCAUUUUGCGGUGUAUAA